Eutrema salsugineum is the source of this 3223-nucleotide messenger RNA. RefSeq names its product receptor-like protein kinase THESEUS 1. The record is from RefSeq and is a predicted model, not a curated record. Gene Ontology annotation, biological process: protein autophosphorylation. Lineage: Eukaryota; Viridiplantae; Streptophyta; Magnoliopsida; Brassicales; Brassicaceae. Bases 444 to 3011 code for a protein of 855 amino acids. Gene Ontology annotation, molecular function: transmembrane receptor protein tyrosine kinase activity; ATP binding. Gene Ontology annotation, cellular component: plasmodesma; plasma membrane. The transcript has a single exon.
AAUGGUUUUCCUUUGAGUUGCUUCUCCUCUGUAAGAUGACAGCCUAAACAACCAGCCUGGAAAGAGCUAUAGAGAGAAGAAAUUUGCAGAAAGUACCACUCCAAAAGUCUCUGCCUUUUCUCUUUUUUUUUUUCUUUCUUUCUUUGAUCUCUCUCUAGGGUUUGAUUGAUUCCUGUUCGUCCCAAAACAGACAUUCUUGAAAUUGGGUUUCUCGCCAUGUGAAUCCAAACCUCAAAGCUUCAACAUUUUUUUUUUCUUAUCUCUCAAUCAAAUCCCCAUUCUCGUCUGUAUCUCCAGCUUCUUCAAGGGCAAUCUCCAAAACAGCUCUUCUUCCCUUCCAAUUUUCAAACCAAAACACAAAAACUUUGAUUCUUUGGUUCUGGGUUUUCUUCGUAUAUCGAUUUGGGUUAUUGGGUUCUUACUAAAAAUCCAAGAUUUACAAAAUGGUGUUCACAAAUUGGUGUUCACUUCUUCUUCUUCUUCUGUUCCUCUCUUGUUACACUUCAUCUGCCUUGUUCAAUCCGCCAGAUAAUUACUUGGUUGCUUGUGGCUCAUCACAAAACAUAACUUUCCAAGGCAGAACCUUUGUUCCAGAUUCUCUCCACUCUUCUCUCGUACUCAAAAUCGGAAACUCAUCCGUAGCAACCAGCUCCAAUUCGAGCACUCCCUCGAUCUACCAAACCGCUCGUGUUUUCUCCGGUUUAGCUUCAUACAGAUUCAAAAUCACCGCAUUGGGUCGACAUUGGAUCCGUCUCCAUUUCUCUCCGGUGAAAAACUCGACCUGGAACUUGAACUCUGCAUCAAUCACAGUCGCCACAGACGACUUCGUGCUCUUGAACAGCUUCUCCUUCAAGAACCACAACGGGUCUUACCUCUUCAAGGAGUACACAGUCAAUGUCACUUCAGAUUUCUUAACCAUAACUUUCAUCCCUUCAAACAACUCGGUGGUGUUUGUCAACGCGAUUGAAGUUAUCUCUGUCCCUGAUAACCUUAUCCCCGAUCAAGCUCUGGCUCUAAACCCUUCGUCUCCAUUCACUGGUCUCUCUCAGCUCGCGUUUGAAACCGUCUACAGAUUGAACAUGGGAGGACCACUGUUGACUUCUGAGAACGACACUCUAGGGAGAAGAUGGGACAACGAUGCAGAGUAUCUCCAUGUGAAUAGCUCUGUUCUUGUCGUAACAGCGAAUCCUUCCUCGAUCAAGUACUCUGCUUCCGUGACGCAAGAUACAGCUCCUAACAUGGUUUACGCAACCGCUGAUACAAUGGGUGAAGCGAAUGUAGCGAGCCCGAGUUUUAACGUCACUUGGGUUCUUCCUGUAGAUCCAGAUUUCAGGUACUUUGUUCGUGUUCAUUUCUGCGAUGUCUUGAGCCAAGCUUUGAACACGCUUGUCUUCAAUCUCUAUGUGAAUGAUGAUCUUGCUCUAGGAAGUCUUGAUCUCUCCACGUUGACUAAUGGUCUUAAAGUCCCUUACUUUAAGGAUUUCAUCUCCAAUGGCUCCGUUGAAUCUUCCGGUGUGUUAACCGUUAGCGUCGGGCCAGAUUCGCAAGCUGAUAUCACGAACGCGACUAUGAAUGGGUUAGAGGUUUUAAAGAUUAGUAACGAAGCUAAGAGCUUAAGCGGUGUUUCUUCGGUUAAGUCUCUUGUCCCUGGAGGAUCAGACUCCGAGAGGAAGAAGAAGAAAGCGGUUAUCAUCGGUUCUGCGGUUGGUUCGGUUACCUUGGUUCUGCUAAUCGCGGUUUGUUGCUAUUGCUGUUUAGCUGCUUCGAGGAAGAAGAAGAGAUCGACGAGUCCUCAAGAAGGAGGUAAUGGAGGACAUCCAUGGCUGCCUUUGCCUUUGUAUGGACUCUCUCAGACUCUUACCAAAUCAACCGCUUCUCACAAGAGCAACACGGCUAGUUGCAUCUCUUUAGCCUCCACGCAUCUUGGUCGUUGCUUUAUGUUCCAAGAAAUCAUGGACGCUACAAACAAAUUCGACGAGAGCUCGUUGCUCGGUGUAGGCGGAUUCGGUCGUGUUUACAAAGGGACUUUAGAAGAUGGAACCAAUGUCGCGGUCAAGAGAGGAAACCCGAGAUCAGAACAAGGUAUGGCUGAGUUCAGAACAGAGAUCGAAAUGCUGUCAAAACUCAGACAUAGACAUCUCGUCUCGCUGAUCGGUUACUGCGACGAGAGGUCGGAGAUGAUUCUUGUUUACGAGUACAUGGCGAAUGGACCGUUGAGGAGUCAUCUCUACGGAGCUGAUCUUCCACCAUUGUCGUGGAAACAAAGACUCGAGAUUUGCAUCGGAGCAGCGAGAGGGUUACAUUACCUACACACCGGCGCGUCGCAGAGCAUCAUACACAGAGACGUGAAAACCACGAACAUCUUGUUAGACGAGAAUCUUGUAGCGAAAGUCGCCGACUUUGGACUGUCCAAAACCGGACCUUCUCUCGACCAAACCCAUGUGAGCACGGCGGUUAAAGGAAGCUUCGGUUAUCUCGACCCGGAGUACUUCAGGAGACAGCAGCUAACGGAGAAAUCCGAUGUUUACUCCUUCGGUGUUGUUCUAAUGGAAGUGCUCUGUUGUAGACCGGCUUUAAACCCGGUUUUGCCUAGAGAGCAAGUGAACAUAGCGGAGUGGGCAAUGGCUUGGCAGAAAAAGGGCUUGCUUGAUCAGAUCAUGGACAGUAACUUAACCGGGAAAGUGAAUCCGGCGUCGUUGAAGAAGUUCGGUGAAACGGCGGAGAAAUGUUUGGCGGAGUACGGCGUUGAUCGGCCGUCGAUGGGAGAUGUGUUGUGGAACUUGGAGUAUGCUUUGCAGCUUGAGGAAACUUCGUCGGCUUUGUUGGAGCCUGAUGAUAAUAGCACGAACCAUAUCCCUGGGAUUCCAAUGGCGCCAAUGGAGCCGUUUGAUAACAGUAUGAGUAUAAUUGAUAGAGGAGGAGGAAACUCCGGGACUGGGACUGAUGAUGAUGCGGAGGAUGCGACUACGAGUGCUGUGUUUUCGCAGCUUGUUCAUCCUCGUGGAAGGUAGAAGAAGAAGAAGAAGAAGAUGCAGAGACAGACAUUGUUUGUUUUGAAAUUUUACAGAGAGAAGAGAUAUGUAAAGACUGUUUUUGGGUUGGAUCCAAAAUUAUUCAUUCAGAUGAUUUAUUUCGAAUUAUUUAAACCGGUGUAUUUGUUUUGUAAUAUAGUGAGUUCUUAAAGCAAAUCAAGAAUCAGAAUGUGAUGAUAUAUUUUAACAGA